UCAAGUAUAAAAAGCGGCCUCCAUCGCUACCCGUCUCUUCAGUCACUUUCAGCGGUCACACCGUUCUCUUCAGUUUUGUUUUCUGCGUGCAUGCAUUUCGACGAUGGGCAAUCUCUGCGCCAUCCAAGCAGCCCAAACGACUAAGAAAAAGCAGACCAAGCGCUUACCCACUGCGCCAUCAAUUUCCAAUUCCAGUAAUCGUUGGGUCCGGACGCGUUCUUCUCGUCAGGAAAAAAUUGAUGAUGCUGUGAUUCAAGAACAAGCGCUAGUGGCUGCGAUGCUUUUGAAGCAGCAUCAGCAGAAUGGUACUUUACCGGUUGAUCGAUCCAGCUCUCUCAGACAACCGAAUAUGUCUAAUAAGAAGAAUUCGUUGCCUCGGAGUUCCAGUUCCAGGGCUCGAUCACUUGCUGACCCUUUGCUACAGCCUCAUCAGCUUGUUAAUCAGGAUAUAAAGCCUGAUGAUCUGGAAACCAAUCAUUUUGUACUUGUUCAUGGAGGUGGCUUUGGCGCUUGGUGUUGGUAUAAAACUAUUGCACUUCUAGAGGAAGGUGGUUUUAGGGUUGAAGCCAUGGACUUAACUGGUUCUGGCGUUGAUUCCUUUGAUACCAACAACAUUACGUGUAUAUCACAAUAUGUGAAGCCGCUUACUGAUUUUCUUGACAAUCUUCCUGAAGGCGAGAAGGUGAUAUUGAUUGGACAUGAUUUUGGUGGGGCUUGUAUAUCUUAUGCUAUGGAGUUGUUUCCUCUUAAAAUUUCCAAGGCUGUUUUUAUUUCAGCAGCAAUGCUGAUCAGUGGACAAAGUACUCUUGAUAUCUUUUCUCAACAGGCGGGUUCAAAUGAUCUUCUACAAAGAGCUCAGAUCUUUUUGCGCUUGAAUGGGAAAGAUCAGCCUCCUUCUUCCAUCGAUCUAGACAAGUCAUCGUUGAGGGAUUUGUUAUUCAACCAAAGUCCCACCAAAGAUGUUGCAUUAGCAUCUGUUUCAAUGAGGCCAAUACCGUUUGCACCAUUAUUAGAGAAGCUUUCUCUUUCUGACCAAAGGUAUGGAUCUGUGAGGAGAUUCUACAUAGCAACUCCUGAAGACAAUGCCAUCCCCAUCACACUCCAGGAGAACAUGAUAAAUGCAAAUCCCCCAGAAAAAGUCUUCCGGUUGAAAGGGGCUGAUCACUCUCCUUUUUUCUCAAAGCCUCAAGCCCUGCACAAGUUGCUGUUAGAGAUUUCGCAGAUCCCUUGAAAACGUUAUUCUACUUAAAUCGCUUCUGAUGGCAUGCUCAUGAGAAACCUCGACUCACAUGGCAUACGAAUGCAAUUGACAUCUGUAACUUCAGCAUAGGGACAAGACUUAGGUCAAGUUCUUUAGUUGUUUGUUAUUAUGCUCCCUAAUAAAAACAUUACAUGUAGAUGAAUUUAUAUAUAUAUAUAUAUAUAUGAAAAAAAAUAGCCUAACUACAUGGACAUCCAUUUGUUACAGAAAAGUUCUUAUGUUUUCAUUGGAAAUCCUUAUUGCAAACACUAAUAGUUUUAUCCUUA
Messenger RNA from Prosopis cineraria, 1527 nucleotides. Its product is annotated as putative methylesterase 11, chloroplastic. The transcript has 5 exons. The coding region runs from base 104 to 1231 and encodes 375 amino acids. Lineage: Eukaryota; Viridiplantae; Streptophyta; Magnoliopsida; Fabales; Fabaceae. Gene Ontology annotation, molecular function: methyl indole-3-acetate esterase activity; methyl jasmonate esterase activity. The record is from RefSeq and is a predicted model, not a curated record.